AUGGCAUCGUUGGAUCAUUCAAGGCAAAGAAUAGUAUAUCUAAUUACGUAUAGUCGUGCAGAUACCUCCAAGUUUCCAAGUAAAGAGAGUUUCUCGUCAGCUAUUGUAGAAGCCUGGCACCAUUUUGGCAUUAGAGUAAUACAGUGGGUUACUUGCAUCGAGGCACAUAACAACAACAAUGAGUGUACGAGUGGAGACGAGAUGAAUCUAUAUCAUUACCAUAUGGCCUUAAAAUUAGCGAAGCGGGGGGGAGAUGGCUUCAAGUACGAAACUACUUGGACGAGAAGUUUGGAGUUCAAGUGA
Messenger RNA from Porites lobata, 303 nucleotides. NCBI's taxonomy places the organism in Eukaryota, Metazoa, Cnidaria, Anthozoa, Scleractinia, Poritidae. The record is from the annotation of a GenBank genome assembly.